AUGAUGAGAUACUUGGAAAAAGUCCGCCAAGAAGUACAACAGCUGACUAGCUUCGAAAUACAACAUAUACCCCGGUCUGAAAACAGCAAGGCAGACGCCUUAUCCAAGUUGGCCAGCUCUGCGUCUUGCGACACACCGCGUCAUGUAUUUUGGGAGGUAAAGCAGACCAAGAGCAUUGAUGUCUCAAGAACGGCCAUCCUUGACCGGACAGCCACUUUGAUGGACGAUAUAGUCAAUUUCAAAAUGAAUGGCGUACUCCCUGAAAAUCUCAAGCAGGCAGAAAGAUUGCAAAAGAAAUGCACCUGGUUCGAGAUAUGGAAUGGGACUUUAUACAAAAAAGCCUUCUCACGGCCUCUUCUCCGCUGCGUAACCCCAGAAAAGGGGCACGAAGUACUGGAAGAUCUGCAUCAGGGAGUAUGCAGCUCUCACAUAGGGGGGAAGGCCUUGGCAGAAAAAGCUCUAAGAACUGGAUAUUAUUGGCCCACUCUCAAAGAAGACGCCCUUGACUUGGUUAAGCGAUGUGAUAAAUGUCAACGGUUUGCUCAUCUAAUUCGACGACCGGCUCAGAAGCUAACACCCAUCACAAGCCCCAUACCAUUUUCCAAAUGGGGGAUGGACUUACUAGGUCCUUAUACGACGGCCCCAAGAGGACUGCGCUAUGUGAUAGUUGAUGUAGACUAUUUCACCAAAUGGGUAGAAACCGAAGCCCUAAAAAACACCAAGGCACAGGACGUGAGAGCCUUCAUUUGGAAAAAAAUCAUUACAAGAUUCGGGAUGAAAAAGAAGCUUGAUGAAGAAAAAGGGUUGUGGGCCGACGAGUUACCCAAUGUCUUAUGGUCUAUACGGACAACGACAAAAAACUCCACAGGAGAAACACCAUUCUUAUUAGCAUAUGGAGCUGAAGCCGUCCUACCAAUUGAAAUGUGUGAACCAACUCUGCGCGUCAUGUUAUUUGAUGAAAAUACCAAUUGGGAAAUGAUGAAGGAGGCCUUGGAUUUCCUACCAGAAACCAGAGGGAAUGCGGCUCUACGCCAGCAACUAUACAAACUCCGAAUGACUAGAGAGUAUAAUAAAAGAGUCUCUAGAAGAAUCUUAAAGGUUAGAGAUUUUGUGCUAAGGAAGAUGGAAGCCGUUGGACGCGCUAAUGAACAAGGGAUACUCACCCCUACCUGGGAAGGUCCAUACGAGAUCUAUGAGGAAUCUGAGAAGAAGGCUCAACCAUCAAUAGCAACAACGACAUAUAUAGAAGUGGCAGAGGAAACAAGAACAAAGAAAGUUGGGGUAGCAGCUCCAACACCUCGGCGGUGGAUGGUGGACGGUGGACGAUGGAGAAAGGGAAGCCGAUAUAGGUGGUUGAGCAGUGGUGGCGCAGCACCGAAGGGAUCACCGGCAGAAGGUGGUGGCAGGUUGACGGAAGUUGGUUGGAAAUGCUUAACAUCUUUUUGA
This is a messenger RNA of Spinacia oleracea (spinach), 1446 nucleotides long. RefSeq lists its product as uncharacterized. Lineage: Eukaryota; Viridiplantae; Streptophyta; Magnoliopsida; Caryophyllales; Amaranthaceae. Gene Ontology annotation, biological process: DNA integration. The transcript is spliced from 3 exons. The coding region runs from base 1 to 1446 and encodes 481 amino acids. Gene Ontology annotation, molecular function: nucleic acid binding. The record is from RefSeq and is a predicted model, not a curated record.